AUGAGUCAACAACAAACACAACAACAAAUAAAAAGAAAAGAAAUCCUUCAGAACGCUGAUGUAUUAGGUCCACCAGAAAUUUCAGAAAAUGAAAUUACAACCGAAUCUAUUCUUGGUGAUGGUAGUUUUGGUACUGUAUAUAAAGGCCGUUGUAGGUUAAAGGAUGUAGCUGUCAAGGUUAUGUUAAAACAAGUAGAUCAAAAAACUUUAUCAGAUUUUAGAAAGGAAGUUGCUAUUAUGAGUAAAAUUUUCCAUCCAAAUAUUGUACUUUUCCUUGGUGCUUGCACUUCAACCCCAGGUAAACUUAUGAUUUGCACAGAGUUAAUGAAAGGUAAUCUUGAAUCAUUAUUAUUGGAUCCAUUAGUUAAGCUUCCAUUAAUUACUCGUAUGAGAAUGGCUAAAGAUGCUGCUCUUGGUGUUUUAUGGUUACAUUCAUCAAAUCCAGUUUUUAUCCACAGAGAUUUAAAGACAAGCAAUCUUUUAGUUGAUGCUAACCUUACUGUUAAAGUUUGUGAUUUUGGUUUAUCUCAAAUUAAACAAAAAGGUGAAAAUCUUAAAGAUGGUACAGAUGGUGCUAAAGGUACCCCAUUAUGGAUGGCACCAGAAGUUUUACAAGGUAAAUUAUUUAAUGAGAAAGCAGAUGUAUAUAGUUUUGGUCUUGUUUUAUGGCAAAUUUAUACUAGACAAGAGUUAUUCCCAGAGUUUGAUAAUUUCUUCAAAUUUGUUCAAGCUGUUUGUGACCAACAAUUAAGACCAGCCAUCCCAGAUCAUUGCCCAAAGAUUUUAAGGGAUUUAAUUCAAAAAUGUUGGGAUCCAAAUCCAGAAGUUAGACCAGGUUUUGAUGGUAUUGUUUCAGCAUUAGAGGAAGUUAUUAUUGAUUGUUGUAUUCCAGAUGAAUAUGGUUCAAUCCUUUGGAAGAAUCAUUUUAAAAUCGAAAAUGAAGUUAGCUGGAAAGACUUUAUCAAUGUCUUUUCAAAUUUCGUUGGUUUAACAAACUCAAAUACACCAUCAAUGUCAGAUCUUCUCCAAUUCUCACCAAAUCUUAAUGGUUCUACCAUUGAGUUAAACUUUAAAUGCUUAAAAUCAAUUAUUGUCAGUUCACCAAAAGGUCCACAUGAAGAAGAAGUUGUUUUAAUGGAACAAUUCGGUAAAGUUUUAGCUUGGUUCGGCAACUUAAAGGAAGAUGGUGCCCAAAUCUUAGAUAAAAUUAGACAAUUAAUGGAAUGCGCUUGGUUCCAUGGUGACAUUUCAACAUCAGAAAGUGAAAAUAGAUUAAGACAAAAACCAGAAGGAACAUUUUUAGUUAGAUUCUCUACCUCUGAAUAUGGUGCUUAUACAAUUUCAAAAGUUUCAAAGAAUGGCAGUAUUUCACAUCAAAGAAUUCACAGACCAGGCGGUAAAUUCCAAGUUAACAAUAGUAAAUAUCUUAGCGUUAAAGAAUUAAUUACUGGUGAAGCUCAAGCUCUUGGUAUCAGUACCCCAUGUCUCGGUUCAAGAUUUUUAUCUUUAAUUUAUAAAGCUCAAUUAUCUGGCUAUAUUAAUUAAAAAUAAAUAUCAACAACAUAAAUAUAAAACAAAUCAACAAA
Molecule: messenger RNA, 1586 nt
Organism: Dictyostelium purpureum
Lineage: Eukaryota; Evosea; Eumycetozoa; Dictyosteliales; Dictyosteliaceae
Product: SH2 domain-containing protein
Exons: 7
Coding region: 1-1545 (514 amino acids)
Biological process (GO): protein phosphorylation
Molecular function (GO): ATP binding; protein kinase activity
Source: RefSeq, a predicted model, not a curated record